This is a messenger RNA of Didymella exigua CBS 183.55, 3180 nucleotides long. RefSeq lists its product as uncharacterized. Gene Ontology annotation, molecular function: phosphatidylinositol-4,5-bisphosphate binding. Bases 445 to 2694 code for a protein of 749 amino acids. Gene Ontology annotation, biological process: TORC2 signaling. Gene Ontology annotation, cellular component: TORC2 complex; plasma membrane; cytoplasm. The record is from RefSeq and is a predicted model, not a curated record. Lineage: Eukaryota; Fungi; Ascomycota; Dothideomycetes; Pleosporales; Didymellaceae. The transcript has a single exon.
CCCUCGACCUCGACCUUCCAAGAUAGCCCUCCAGCUGGCCUGGAGACACACGGGCGCUUGUGCAUGCAAUCAUUAAUGACAUGACACGUGACGACCUCUCGCCGCCAUGUCUCUUCUCCAGAACGAAGAGUAAGCGCUGUGUUCGGUCGCGAGUCCCCCGCGCGCACCGCAGCUAAUGACGGCAGCUUCGUCCUGUACCAGCUGCGCACCGCCUACCUCGCGUCAAUCAAGGAUGGCGUCGGCGAGCGGCUGAUCAACGUCAACUCGAGCGUCCUCAACCAGGUCGGCUUCCGCGCCGCCGGAUGGGCGCCCAAUCCUGCAGACAUCAAGCGCACCUACUCGCCACCCAUCCCGACCGCCGUCACCUCCGAGUACUUCCAGGCGCCGCGCUCGGCCGGGCUGAAGGCGCCCGAAGGCCUCGGCGACGAUGAGGACGAGGGCGGAAUGGUCACGGGCGGCGGCAGCAACGACACCGUGGGCCCGACCCUGAAUGCGAAGCGGCGGCGGCGCAAGGAGCUGCUCGAGGAGGACGACAGCAGCGAUCUGAGUGACGAGAGCGACGAAGACGAGGCCAGCGACCGUCCCGCAAACCAGAUCAAGUUCACCAAAAUGCCCCUGCGCACGCGCUCCGGCUCGUCCCCCGUCCGCGGCUCUGCAUUGCGCAACGAGCUGGCGGACAGCGGAGACCAGCCCUCGGUCACCAUCACCUCGCCCUCGCGACCUCCAGACAACCUGCUGCCCAGGGGCUCACUUGGCAGCAUUGACGCCGUCAAGGGUCGUGCACGGCGGGACACCAUCACCAGCAGCGAAAUGUCCUCGGAGAACGAGUUCGACAAUUCAGCCUUCCACAAGAGACGAGUCAAGCACGUGCGGAAGGCGGCAAGCUCACACCAGCUGCUGUCCAAACGCAUCGACAAAGACGACGAGGACGCAAACGGCCGUCUGGAGGCGCUGCACGAGGGCAAUGAAUCCGACAGCUCCCUUGAUUCCGAGUUCUCAGGCUCCGCUGACAGUGGCUCGCUCAUGGGCGACAGUGGUCAUCCGCUUGACUCUUCGCCUUCGGCCACCUUGCCUGGCAUGCCCGCCCUGACACCUUACAACAACCAGUCACCAAAGCGGAGGAGGGAAGCGCCGCAACCCACCCUCCAGGCGCUCCCGCCGCCCAGACCAAUCAGCUUCAUUCUGCCUGUGAGCGCUCUGACCCAGGCGCUCCAAGCCAAGUCAUCCAAACCAUCCAAUCCCCUCGCGCGCUUCGCCGUGUGGAAUGCUGCGAGUGAGGCUCAGUCAAAUCCUCUGUACUUGAAGCUGUACUGUCCGUGGUCUACUAAGCCCCUCAAGCCAAUCGAGCUGCUUCUUAGGAAGUUCAACGAUAAAGGCGAAGGCAUCACUGUAGCGGAGGCAAUCGGUUAUGCACUGCAUCGCUACCAAGAAGAGAAGAUAGAGCCACCGCUAGCGCCCGAGAAAUGCAACGUCAACUGCUGGGUCAUGCGCAUGUGGGACGACGAUGAGGUCGAUGACGAGUUCCCACCGUUGACCAGGAACAAGCCUUUGAAGGACUUCGCGUCCAACAACUCACGUGGCAUGCGCCCUCGUGCUAGAGAUAAGCCUUGGGACGAAUUUGCCUUGGUCGAAGCCUCGCCGCGAGAAAUUGCUGAGAACGAGAAGGUGACGCCCAUCUACAGUGAAGAAGCUGCUGCAGCAGUCAACUCACAGAAAGAUGUACCAGAAGAUCAGGAAGAGCAACCGGCCAAGCAGCUUGCAAAACCGAUACCCAGCCGUGCGAAGAGCUUCCGCAACCCCAUUACUGGACCCUCAUUUGCACCAAAAGCAACCCGCAAAGACACAAGUACCCUCGCAGAUGCGCCUACUACGUCCUCAUCGCACGCUGCAAGCCGUAUUGGUGCUCCGAAAACAGUCAAUGUGCACUACACUGACGAGAACUUCAAUACCAGGCACAUCCCUGUGCCUUGCACAACGGACACCUACAUUGACGAAAUCUUCGACAAAGUGUGUCAUGACCUGCAUCUCGACAAGGCCUUGUACCUGGUCAAAGUCAGUCAGUCGACCACUGUUGCUCCACUCGACCGCACAGUCGAGGCUCUUGGAAAGUACGCGGAUAUUGAUCUGCUGCGUCGACGUUUUAUUGCCGAUGGUAUCAUGGGCCUGUCAGGCAGCCCAGGCUCUUCUUCUCCCAAUGCGCCACUCAUUAUUAGUACAGGCGGCGCGCCAAAGAAGACCAAGAAAGGCGACAGAGUGCAUGCUGCAGCAUCGGGGCAACAGCUGAUCCAUCCUCUUGCAAGGAAUCUCGACGCCUCGGCUCUCGCACUGUCAUCAACGGGCUACUACCGUCGCUAUGCGGUGCUCCGCAAGCAGCCCAUGUCUUUUGCAUCGUCCACAUCUCGCAUCAUCGCUCUCGACAACGAGUACAUCCACAUCAUGCCGGGCGAGUCUGGCCGGCGUGCUGGUGCUGUGGGCGGUGUUGUCGAAGGACAAGGUAAGACUACUACAGUGCACUUCAGCAGUGUGGUAGGUACAAAAGUUAGUAAGAAGCACCCCAAGACGGUCAGGCUGCUAGUGUAUAGGGAGAAAGAGACGAAGAGAUACGACUUCGAAGCAGCGAGCGUGGAAGAAGCCGCAGACAUUGUCAAGGAGGUCAAGAAGGGCGUCGAACGGUUCCAAGAGGGUAUUGUGUAGCGCACUUGCCCCGAGGAGCAGUCUCAUUUGAAGUCCUCGUGGCCCAACUUAACUUGAUGCACGGGCGUCUGAGAACUGCUGCAUUGGAGAAGUUUAGCAUCAAAACCCUGACCGUACACCUCAUGGACCAGCUGGGGUCUUGUUGAACGAUGAAUGCUGGCACGUAAGCCCGGAUCCAGCUUCCGACACAAACAAGCUCUGGUGAAUAUUUCUGACACGACCCUACGAUGUCUUUGUGUUGUCGUACGGUUGGGGAGCCACAACCGCGCGUUGCUCGGCUAGCUCCACAGGUCGUGCAAUGCACCCCUCAACGCCACAACCGCAAGAACCUUGUGUCGUACGACCAUCGUCACGAUUCCUCGAACAGUGUACAAUAAGGCCUCAACGUUACUUAUGAGUAUAUCGUAUUGCAAGAAGCGUCACUUGUUUGCAGCAGUCAGUAUGACAAAAAUGCUGAUAUAGACCAAUUAAGCGAUUGCAGUCCUG